UCUAUGCGAGUGGCCUCAAGAAACAGAGUUGUGAAUCUGCUAUAUCGCUAUGAAUUGUGUGUAAUUGUGUGUCCUCUGCUCCCUACUGUGUGUUUCAGGUAUACCGCAAUCCCAAAAGAUGUCUUCCAGCAAAGCUCUUUGUUACCCACGCCCGCCAUGUUACCCCGACAUCUGCCCAGACCCAUAUGUUGAUGCCUGGAAUGAGCCUUGUGUCACAUCAUGUGGAGACUCGAGCGCAGUGGUCUAUGCACCACCGGUUGUCGUGAGAUUCCCUGGACCAAUUCUCGCUACCUGCCCUCAAGACAGCUUCGUGGGAAGCACCUUACCAUAUUUACCCUAUGGGUAUGGGGGCCUAUAUGGAGGUGGUAGUUUUGGUGGCUCAGUUGGAUCCGGGGGUGCUUAUGGAGGUGGAUCCGGUGCUGGGUAUGGUGGUGGAUACGGGGGCGGAUAUGGAGGCAAAUACGGGGGCUUCUAUGGGUAUGGGAAGAGCUAUGGGAGGAAGUGCUAUUCUUCCCGCUUUGGAAGCUGUGGUCCAUGUUAAACCCAGAAGAAACGUCCACGGAACAAGAAACAACCAGGAAAUGAAAGUGACGAUGGAGAUUCGCCUCUUAGCUAAUGGAAAAGGAGCACCUACAACUCCACAUG
Chelonia mydas (Green sea turtle) is the source of this 645-nucleotide messenger RNA. RefSeq names its product scale keratin-like. Gene Ontology annotation, cellular component: intermediate filament. NCBI's taxonomy places the organism in Eukaryota, Metazoa, Chordata, Testudines, Cheloniidae. The coding region runs from base 119 to 541 and encodes 140 amino acids. The transcript has a single exon. Gene Ontology annotation, molecular function: structural constituent of cytoskeleton. The record is from RefSeq and is a predicted model, not a curated record.